CCUAAAAUAAAUAUCCAUUAAUGGUGUAAUAAAGUGGGCGGUGUGGUGAGUGAGUCGCUGAUAGAUGUGAAUGAUUGGAGUAAUAUCCGUUACGUUUCCAUAUUAAUAUUACACACUCUUGCUUCAUUGCUCAACUGCGCCUGCGACUCAACUAGCAAAGAGGGAAAGCGCCGCAACCGCAUGGAGCUCGAUUCAACUGCAUCCGGUGAAGACACCUCAAACACGAGCUGCACCUUCUGCUGCUUCGGUUCCCGUCGUUCCACCACCGCCGACUUACCAUGGUGGGACCGCAUGCGAUCUUGGUCAGCACCUCGCUCCGAAGCGCAACCGAUAACCGGAACUGCCGGUGACCACUGGUGUUCGCGUGGGUUCAUGAGAGUCCGCGAGUGGUCGGAAAUUGCGGCGGGACCACGCUGGAAAACUUUUAUUAGGCGGUUCAACCGGAACAGAAGUGGAGGUUUUCGGCAUGCGGGGAAAUACCAAUACGAUCCUUUGAGUUACUCCUUGAACUUUGACGAGGGUCCGGGACAGAACGGGGAUUUCGAAGAUGACUCUCCUGACGGAUUUAGGAAUUUUUCCGCCCGUUAUGUCGCUGCUACUCCUUUAAAAUCCGUUUCGACUGAUUUAGAACAGAACGUCGUCGUUUCAAGCUAAGAAUGGUGAACUUUUAGAGUUUAAGACUAUCUUUGGGUUGAUGGAAUACGGUGGAAUGAAAUUAUUUUUUGAAGAAGAAUUAUCAUUAUGCAGGGACGGGUGUGUGUAUCUGUAUAUUCUACUAGUACAAUUUCAGCUGUUCAUUUUAUAAAAUUUAUUGAAGAUAUUUUUUUGGCAGGAGUUUUUAUUUACGAAUUGUAGUUUUAUUUUUUCCUGUUUCGGUUUCCAGAAUGUAAUUUUUCAGCAUCAAUUUUCAUAAUAUUCUUUAAA
Molecule: messenger RNA, 924 nt
Organism: Cicer arietinum (chickpea)
Lineage: Eukaryota; Viridiplantae; Streptophyta; Magnoliopsida; Fabales; Fabaceae
Source: RefSeq, a predicted model, not a curated record